AUGGCUGUCAGUAUUCCCUGGUACGAGAACAGCGCAGAGCAUCUUGCUAAUAGACAGCCACAGUCUCAUUCACCGCUCCCCACCGACGACCUCCAGCAGAUUGCCAAAACAGCCUGUGAGCAAGCUGUUGGAGCCGCAACAUCAUACGACCACACCAAAGUAGGAGACUGGAACAGCGAGAUUAUUCAAUACAUUCUCAAGACCCUCAUCAGCAAAACCACGCCCGCCGCAGACUCGUCAAACCCAGAUGCUCCUUCGCAACCCGCCUACAAGUACAUUGCCAACAGCACAGUGAUUCAACACCACGGCAACUCGCCUGCAGAAAUCGAGAAGCAGGGCCGCCGUGGCAUGCACAGCGCCGUUGGUGCCUUCUGGAACAACGAGAAGGACGGAACAUACACGUACAAGUGGGAGGCUGCCGACAGCAAGGGCAUGGACAUUGUCAUCACCAUCACCUGGAUCGCCAUCUAG
Bipolaris zeicola 26-R-13 is the source of this 471-nucleotide messenger RNA. RefSeq lists its product as uncharacterized. Gene Ontology annotation, biological process: microtubule-based movement. Gene Ontology annotation, molecular function: dynein intermediate chain binding. Lineage: Eukaryota; Fungi; Ascomycota; Dothideomycetes; Pleosporales; Pleosporaceae. The record is from RefSeq and is a predicted model, not a curated record. Gene Ontology annotation, cellular component: cytoplasm; cytoplasmic dynein complex. The transcript has 3 exons. Bases 1 to 471 code for a protein of 156 amino acids.